Lactuca virosa is the source of this 303-nucleotide messenger RNA. The record is from the annotation of a GenBank genome assembly. Lineage: Eukaryota; Viridiplantae; Streptophyta; Magnoliopsida; Asterales; Asteraceae.
AUGUCGACUCAAAUAGCGAAGAUGCGCGAAGAUGGCACAUUGAAAGCAUUCGAAGAUAAAUGGUUAAAGCAUCAAUCUGCAGUGAUGUCAACAGAUUUUUCUUCUCCUUCGCCAAAAAUAUUGGAUAUUUAUGGGCUUAGAGGUCUCUUUCUGAUCAGUGGUGUGUCGAUGGUAUCGGCCCUUUUGUUGUCAAUGAUUCAUCUUGUUCGUGAAAAAAUUAAGAUGAAGAAAUGGAAGUGCAUCUUACGAAGAUCUGCUGACAUUCAAGUACAUGAUCUAAGUGAUGAGGAAUCAACUAUCUGA